This is a messenger RNA of Erinaceus europaeus (western European hedgehog), 4486 nucleotides long. RefSeq names its product double C2 domain beta (gene DOC2B). The transcript has 9 exons. Gene Ontology annotation, cellular component: membrane. The record is from RefSeq and is a predicted model, not a curated record. Lineage: Eukaryota; Metazoa; Chordata; Mammalia; Eulipotyphla; Erinaceidae. Bases 469 to 1710 code for a protein of 413 amino acids.
CGGGUGCGGGUGCGACUGAGCGCGCAGUUGGCAGGUGUGCGCCGGGGGCCUACGGGGCCGUGUCUGUCUGCACACGUGUGUACGCCCCGGUGCCUGCGCUCAGCCGCGUGGAGCUGGGCCGCCCGCCGUGUGCGCGCGCGGGGUCCCGGGCCGGCGUGCGCGCCGGUGUGAGAGCGAGUGAGUGCGGCGCCGCUGCUCCUCCGCCCGCGCAGCCCGCGCAGCCCGCGCAGCCCGCACACUCACACUGCUUGGCUGCUACCGGGUGACGCGGGCUGAGCCCGCCCCCCGCCUGCCGGCCCCGGGCAGCCACUCGCGCCGGCCGCCGCCGAGCAGGCAGCAGCCGCGUCAGGGCCGUCCGGGGGCGCCGCCCGCCAUGGCCGCAGCCCCCGCCGCGCCCCCCCGGGCCCGCUGAGCCGCCCCCGGCCGGGGCCGAGCCGGGCCGCGCCCGGGCCGGGCCGCGCUGCCUGCAUGACCCACCGGCGGCGCGGGGAGAAGGCGACCAUCAGCAUCCAGGAGCAUAUGGCCAUCGACGUGUGCCCCGGCCCCAUCCGGCCCAUCAAGCAGAUCUCCGACUACUUCCCCCGCUUCCCGCGGGGCCUGCCCCCUGCCGCCGGCCCCCGCGCCGCCGCGCCCCCCGACUCGUCCGCGCCGCCCGCAGCCCGCGCCGCGCGCCGCAGCCCCUCCGACGGCGCCCGCGACGACGACGAGGAUGUGGACCAGCUCUUCGGAGCCUACGGCGCCAGCUCGAGCCCCGGCCCCGGCCCCGGCCCCGGCCCCGCGCGGCCGCCCGCCAAGCCGCCCGAGGACGAGCCGGACGCCGACGGCUACGAGUCCGACGACUGCACCGCCCUGGGCACGCUGGACUUCAGCCUGCUCUAUGACCAGGAGAACAAUGCCCUCCACUGCACCAUCAGCAAGGCCAAGGGCCUGAAGCCAAUGGACCACAACGGGCUGGCGGACCCCUAUGUGAAGCUGCACCUGCUGCCGGGAGCCAGUAAGGCAAAUAAGCUCAGAACGAAAACGCUCCGAAACACCCUCAACCCCACGUGGAAUGAGACCCUGACUUACUAUGGGAUCACAGACGAAGACAUGAUCCGGAAGACUCUGCGGAUCUCUGUGUGUGACGAGGACAAAUUCCGUCACAACGAGUUUAUCGGGGAGACCAGAGUGCCCCUGAAGAAGCUGAAACCCAACCACACCAAGACAUUCAGCAUCUGCCUAGAGAAGCAACUGCCGGUGGACAAGACAGAAGACAAGUCCCUGGAGGAGCGGGGCCGCAUCCUCAUCUCCCUCAAGUACAGCUCGCAGAAGCAAGGCCUGCUGGUCGGCAUUGUGCGCUGCGCCCACCUGGCCGCCAUGGACGCCAACGGCUACUCGGACCCUUACGUGAAAACGUACCUGAAGCCAGAUGUGGACAAGAAAUCUAAACACAAGACUGCAGUAAAGAAGAAGACCUUGAACCCUGAGUUCAAUGAGGAGUUCUGCUAUGAGAUUAAGCAUGGGGACCUGGCCAAGAAGACCCUGGAGGUCACCGUUUGGGAUUAUGACAUUGGAAAGUCCAACGAUUUCAUCGGUGGAGUGGUCCUGGGCAUCAACGCCAAGGGUGAGCGCCUGAAACACUGGUUUGACUGCCUGAAGAAUAAGGACAAGCGGAUUGAGCGUUGGCACACGCUUACCAACGAACUCCCAGGAGCCGUGCUCAGUGACUGACCCCACCCACCACCACCCUGCCCCUGCCUGCUGGCCCAGGCCUCCUCAACUGCCACCCAGGGCCUCAGCCCCCACGUUCAGGGGACAGCUGCCUGAACACAGAGCCACAACAGCCCCUGAUGGAGGCUGUGGAGGGCAUGUUGGGCAGAGCUGGGCCUGACUUCAGCCCCCCUGGAGGAAGGGGGAAGAGAAGGAUGAUGUUGGCCUCAGGUCCCUUCUGGGGGAAGUGGUUGAGGCCACCCCAGGGGCAGGGACUCUACUUGGUGUCAUCAGGAAGUCACAGGAGACCCUGGCUGAAGAGCAGGGGCACAGGCCGGCAGGGGGAGGCUGCAGGCAAGGGAAGGAGAGAACUCUAAAGAAAAGGUUGCCCCAAGAGGAGACCCGGCUGCAUAGGUCGCUUGUGGUGUCACUGGGAAAGAAAGUGGGCAAGUUAGCCUGGGAGCCAGCAGUCAGGUGAAGCUGCCCGGGGCUCCCAGUGGACUCGGGCCUAAGCUCCACGCCCCCUGCGGUGACUGAGCCCAGCCUACCCACUUGUACCUCAGCUAGUGUGGAAGCUGGAAGCAGAGCAUCACGGGGGCUGAGAGCCACCAAGCCGCCUGGCUCACUGGCCAGUGCUGCAGAGCCUGCUUGCUCAGCUGGAAAGACAGGAGAGCUCUCCUGAGGGACUGCCUGAUCCAGGUCUCCAAGGAUCUGGGCCCACAGAGAGAAGAGCUGGAUGGCUGUGGAAACAGCCUGGAGAAAUGGAGAUCCUAUCAGGGUGCUGUGGGGGGAAGCUACAGGAGGGUCUGGGGAAAUCUGUCAUGACAGGAGAGGAGCUCGGGGUGAUAGAACCCAUCCCUGCCGCCCCCCCCACACACACACACACACUCCCAGCUGCCAGGGCAGCAGCAUAGUGGUCCAGGGUCAAGUUCAGCAUUCAGCCUUGCUUCCAGACAUCUGAUCUCUCUCUCUCCUCCGGGGAAGCUGGAGGGUGGAGCCUGCCUCACUCUCCCCAGUGAAGCCUCAGGUCACGGAGUGGUGUGUUUCAUGGAAAGAAGUCUUCCUCAUCCCUCCCACUCUGCCCAUCUAGGUGCAGGAUGAGGGUUCAUGCCCCCACCCCACCCCGGGUUGGUUGUCCAGGCUGGGAUGUCCCCUCAGGAGCACCUGGCAGCAGUCCAGGGCCUUGUUUCUGGACUGGCUGUACCUUCCAGGGUACAGUAGGGAAAGUAGGUGCUAAGCUUACAGAGGCCUGCCCACACUGACACCGGCUGUGAGUGCUGCACAGGGCCCGAGGGUUGGGCCUGCUGCUGCCAACAAGCACAUCACCAUCCGAGGCCUGGGCUGAUGACUCAACUCCCACUAAGUGCCCAUUAGCCCUUCCCAUUUGCAGGGAAAGUAGGACUCCAGCCGCACACACAGCCUGGAGCCCUGGUUUUCCCCAUUUAAGAAGAUUGUACACACGUUUCACAUGCAGUCUUAAUGAAUCUUCAUAUGCCUGUGUGGGUAGAUGUGUCAGCCCCGUUUAGCAGGAGGAAACUAAGGUUCAGAGAGGCUGCAUCACGUGCCAAGGUCACACCACUGGGAACAGCUGAACCAGAACUCAAGCCCAGGUCCUCUGAUAGCUCCCUUAUAUCCAGUGGUGGCCCAGGGGACACUACUCAGCACACCCCUCCCCCCUGGGCAGGGAGACUCUAGUGGAAUACAGGAGGGUAGUGUCUCAACUGCCAGAUGACUGGAACGACCUUAGGGCUUCCCAGGCAGGCACCUUGGCUGCCUCAACGUCAGAGCUUGCGGGCGUGACCUUGUCCCCUCCCCCUCCCCAUGCAGUCAGGAUAGGGCAUGGGGACAACCAGACGGACCACCACGGAUGGGACUUUUGAAGUGCUGCCUUCAGAGGGAAGCCUCCAAGCCACUGUGAAGAUGUGGAAAUACUAAACAUCUUUGAAGGGGCUCUGUGCCACCAAGUACAACGUCCUUUCUAGACGCACAGGGAAACGGAGGUCCAGCAAGUGAAGGGGCUCCACAGGGCAAGAACCCAGCUUCCUUCUGCUGCUCUGUCUGUGCGAGUGUAGACUUGGUCCCACCAGCCCAAGUAGAGAAUGCAGCACUGGGGCAGGAGCGCGCGCACGCGCGCACGCGCACACACACACACACACACACACACACACACACACACACACACACACACACACACACACACACACACACACCCAGAGUGCCAACACCCAGGCACCCUUCUCUACACCUUACUGUCUGUCUCUCUCUCCCUCCCCCCCCCCCGCGUUGGACCCCAGACUCUGCCAUGAUGGGCCCCACGCUGCCUGUCUCCACCGACCUAUAAGCCCCAUAAAGCUAGGAAAAAGUGAUGCCCUAAAAGGAAGUCAUUCCAAAAGUCAGUUAUCAGGAACGCGCUGCACCCACCUCCGCCCCGCCCGCUGCCAACACUAGCCAGUCCCCAGCGGGCCGUCUUCCAACCCUGAAGCGGUAACCUCCUGACCUCUACCGGCAAGAACGAGGAACUGCGCCUCCCCGCCCGUGCAUGCCCUGCCCCUCUGUUUCUUCUCUAACCAAAAGAGCCUCCCGCUGCAUGGACUCUGGCUGUUGUGGACGCAGACUCUAGUGCGCUGCUUAACACCGUUUUGCUACUAUGUAAGGCUGCCAAAACUCCGUUAACUGCAGCCCCACACACUUUUUGUAUAUCCUUCUGAAAUACCCGAAGAUGUCAUUUUUAAGUCUUAUUUGUUAAUAUUUAUAAAGACAUAUACUCCAAAGUAAAUGGGAACACUCAUUGCGGCCA